Aspergillus oryzae RIB40 is the source of this 2865-nucleotide messenger RNA. Its product is annotated as tubulin gamma complex associated family protein. Gene Ontology annotation, cellular component: gamma-tubulin complex; equatorial microtubule organizing center; centrosome. Bases 1 to 2865 code for a protein of 954 amino acids. The record is from RefSeq and is a predicted model, not a curated record. Lineage: Eukaryota; Fungi; Ascomycota; Eurotiomycetes; Eurotiales; Aspergillaceae. Gene Ontology annotation, biological process: mitotic cell cycle; microtubule nucleation; cytoplasmic microtubule organization. The transcript has 2 exons. Gene Ontology annotation, molecular function: microtubule minus-end binding; gamma-tubulin binding.
AUGGAGCAGGAAGAUUAUGAUACGGACCCAUUCUCUAGUGAGAAUUUGUGGAGGCUAUCGAAGUUCACUCUGCAGUCGCUGCAACCACUAGAACGACUACCCUGGAACGAAGAGUUGCCAGAUCUCACUGGGGGUUUCUUCAGGAGUCCUCUAGAAUUACUCAAUGAAGAUUGUUUUAGUUCAAGCCAGUUGAAUCUUUUUGAAACCGAUGUAUUCGAUCCAGAUUUGCUACCGGAAUCAACAACCGAUGCGUCAAGCGAAACUUCUGCCGAACCGAGCAUCGCACGCUCGGAAAGAGGAGAUGGGUCAGAGGAUAUCUGGGUGUUGAAUGACGUGGAUGUCAAGUUUGACGGCAAACGAUUUUUGAAGACGUGGGAAAACUGUCAAAAUCGAUUGUAUCAAGAACCCACAUCCGCAUAUUUUAGUGAAUCGGGGUCUAGAGGAUUCGACGCAUCGUUGGCAAAUCAGGCUGCGACGAACGGGCUCGGGAAAUUAGGCCGUGUGGCUCGAAAUGAUGUCUUUUUACGGUCCCUAUUUCGACUAGGUCUUGGUUGGAGCUCAUUAUUUUUUCGAUACAAUAGGGAGCGCCAAAUGUUCGAGCGGGUUUUUGACGACAUCCGCCUCUCAGGUGUUAGUGUCGCUGCGCUUAAUAGCUUGACUGAUGAGAUGAUCCAAUGCGGCACGGAUAUGCAGCGGGUGCGAAACUUUGUUGGCAAAGCUCCAUCCAAGUCAACUAAACUCUCCGCUCUUUCUACACUUUCGAGCGCCGUAGCCGUCGUCAUUUACAUCGUUGAAAAGCGGCUUCUCAGGGAUGCUGACAAUAUACUGUCCCUCAUCCAGGUUAGAGCCCUGUUUCAACGAUGCGGUGAACUGGCUGGUGUUUUGGCAGACCUGGUCGAAGCUGUCGAAGGGGUUGUGUCGGAUGCUCAGAUAUUCUCCAUCGUUCUUGAAAAGGCCGCCCAUUAUUCCCAAACAUUCGGCCAUAUGGAGGAUCUCUUCCGCGAGAUUGUUAUCCGGACAGUGUAUCCGUUUCUGAAGCAUGCGGAGACUUGGAUUGGCCUCCGCUUGGAGGCGUCGACAUUGAAGGAGCUGGCGGCAAACGGCAGAAGCUUUGUAGUUUUGGAGCCCUCAGAAGAGAAUCCGAAAACGACCUCUCAAUCAACAAGGCUUGAGUACAGAUAUAACCCCGCCGAGAUGCCAUCAUUCAUUCCUACAGACCAAGCAGAGUUGAUUUUCGAAAGUGGACGAAGCCUACGCCUGCUUAAACGAUUCCAUCCGCAGCAUCCAAUUGCGAGUGACGAAAUUUGCAACGGCGAUGUCCCCAGGCUCAGCUGUGCUAGCACGUGGACAGAUAUUGAAAGGAUACAAGAAAAAGCAAAGAUCUACGAAAAUAGACUUCGGUCUGAAAUACUCAGGUAUAAUCGUGGUCGCCCCUCUGCAACGAAAAAUUUGAUAAUCAAUUCCCAGCCUCCUGCCCAUACUGAAGCGAGUGAUACACUUAAAGAUACCUUUGACCUAUUUGACAUUGAUGACGCGCAAAACAUGACUGGAUUGCUCGCAAACCCUUCCUCCAUAGAGAAAGACGAGCUCUCCCGAUUGAUUGAGCAAGGGAACCACAAAGAUCUUGAAGUACCUGAGGAUCAUAGGUGUAAUUUCGGCCCAGAAUUAGCUUCUGCCCUUUAUCUGUCCCUUGCACCACUUCUUUCGUCCCAGGCAUUGUUGAUUGACUUCUCUUGUCUUCACCUGCUGUUCAAGGAGCACAAACUCCGGUAUCACCUAUCUCUGCAAUGGCGGUUCCAGCUUCUUGGGGAUGGUUUCUUCACCUCCCUUCUGUCGCACGCUCUCUUUGACCCGGAGAUGCAGAGCGGCGAGCGAAAAUCUGGUGUUGUCCGUAGUAGUGUCCACACUGGUUUGCGGUUAGGGAGCCGUGACACUUGGCCUCCAGCAAGCUCGGAGUUGCGCUUGGUGCUCAUUGGGCUCCUUAGUGAGUGUCACGGCUUUGAUGAUCGCUCAGAAAGUUCAGCGGGUAAUGAGCCCCGCAAGGAGAGGGAACUUCCUGGCGGCCUCAGUUUCUCGAUUCGAGAGUUGACUGCUGAAGAAGUUACCAAAUGCAAGGAUCCAAAUGCAAUCGAAGCUUUGGAUUUCCUACGUCUUCAAUACAAACCAUCAGACGUCCUGGAAGCUAUCAUUACGUCGCGAUCGCUUAACAAGUAUGAUCGUCUUUUCAAGCAUCUGCUUCGACUCCUUCGAAUGGUUUCGGUCGUCAAAGGUCUCAUUCGUGAUUCUACGGGGAGAGACUCCCUAUCUGGGCACCCUCGAAACGUGUACCAGAAAUUUCGCAUUGACUGCCAGCAUUUCGUGCUCUCAUUGAGUGAUUAUUGCUUUCAUGUCGGCAUUGGCUCGACUUGGCAGCGGUUCCAAGAUAGCCUGGCUAAGAUUGAACGCUGCCUCGACCGCGGUGAUAUUGAUGGCACGAUAGAAGCAGCACAUUCUGUCCCUAGACUUAGAGAUUAUCAUGAAGAUAUUCUCGAUCAAAUGCUUUUUGCGCUCUUUCUCAGCAAAAGACAUGCUGAUGCAGCGAAGCUGCUGGAAAGUAUUUUCGGUACGAUUUUGACAUUUGCUCCAUUGUCGAGGAUGGAUGGAACGAGCGGCGUGCGCCACGAAAGUGAGGCUAUUGCCUAUCAGCUCUUUGCUACAUUCCGGAAACAAACAUCCCUUUUUGUGAAUUAUCUACGCAACUUAGAUGGCGUGAACGCAUCUUCAAAGUCUUUCGGCAGGUCCGGCACGACUUUUGCAUCCAGAGAAGCGCCUACAUGUGUAUUCGACCACCUCCUAGCGCGCUUGGAUAUGAGGAAAUAUUACUGA